This is a messenger RNA of Acomys russatus (golden spiny mouse), 2013 nucleotides long. RefSeq names its product zinc finger protein 431-like. The transcript has 4 exons. The coding region runs from base 49 to 1812 and encodes 587 amino acids. Gene Ontology annotation, molecular function: DNA-binding transcription factor activity, RNA polymerase II-specific; RNA polymerase II cis-regulatory region sequence-specific DNA binding. NCBI's taxonomy places the organism in Eukaryota, Metazoa, Chordata, Mammalia, Rodentia, Muridae. The record is from RefSeq and is a predicted model, not a curated record. Gene Ontology annotation, biological process: regulation of DNA-templated transcription.
GCUGGGUCCUGUGAGGGGAGCUUAGGAGAGAUCCGAAGUGGCAAUGACAUGGAUGCAGUGACCUAUGAUGAUGUGCAUGUGAACUUCACUCGGGAAGAAUGGGCUUUGCUGGAUCCUUCCCAGAAGAAUCUCUACAAAGAUGUGAUGCUGGAGACCUACAGGAACCUCACUGCUAUAGGCUAUAAUUGGGAAGACCACAAUAUUGAAGAACAUUGUCAAAGUUCUAGAAGACAUGGAAGGCAUGAAAGAAGCCAUACUGGAGAGAAACCCUCUGAAGGUUUUCAAUAUGGUGAAGUCUUUGCACAUCACAGUAGUCUCCGAGUGAAUAAAAGAACACAUACUAGAAAGAAAUCUUUUGAAUGUAGUCACUGUGGUAAAGCCUUUGCACGUCACAGUCAUCUUCAGAGUCAUGAAAGAAUUCAUACUGGAGAGAAACCUUAUCAAUGUAAUCAAUGUGGAAAAGCCUUUUCAUGGUACAGUUGUCUUCAAAAGCAUGAAAGAAUUCAUAGUGGAGAGAAGCCCUACAAAUGUAAUCAGUGUGGUAAAGCCUUUUCACAAAUCAGUAGUCUCCAAAUGCAUAAAAGAACACAUACUGGGGAGAAACCUUAUGAAUGUAAUCAGUGUGGCAAAGCCUUUGCACGUCACAGUCAUCUUAAAAGUCACAAAAGAAUUCAUACUGGAGAGAAACCCUAUCUAUGUAAUCAAUGUGGGAAAGCCUUUGCACGUCACAGUAAUCUCCUAUUACAUAAAAGAACACAUACUGGCGAGAAACCUUAUACCUGUAAUCAAUGUAAUAAAGCCUUUGCAUGUCACAGUAGUCUCCGAAAACAUAAAAGAACACAUACUGGAGAGAAACCCUAUGAAUGUAACCAAUGUGGGAAAGCCUUUGCAUGUCACUUUUAUCUUCCAAUACAUAAAAGGAUGCAUAUUGGAGAGAACCCUUAUGAAUGUAGUGAGUGUGGUAAAGCCUUUGCAUGUCACAGUUAUCUCCUAAUACAUAAAAGAACACAUACUAGAGAGAAACUAUAUGAAUGUGAUCAAUGUGGUAAAGCCUUUACAUGUCAGAGUCAGCUCCUAGUACAUAAAAGAACACACACUGGAGAGAAACAUUAUGAAUGUGAUCAAUGUGGUAAAGCCUUUGCAUAUCACAGUAGUCUCCAACAACAUAAGAAAACACAUACUGGAGAGAAACCCUACAAAUGUAAUCAGUGUGAUAAAGCCUUUGCACGUCACAGUCAUCUUCAACGGCAUGAACGAAUCCAUACUGGAGAGAAACCUUAUGCAUGUAAUCAAUGUGGUAAAGCCUUUGCUUGUCACAGCAAUCUCCAAAUACAUAAAAGAACGCAUACUGGAGAGAAGCCAUACCAAUGUGAUCAAUGUGAUAAAACCUUUACAUGUCAGAGUUAUCUCCUAAUACAUAAGAGAACACACACUGGAGAGAAACCUUAUGAAUGUGAUGAAUGUGGUAAAGCCUUUACACGUCAGAGUUAUCUCCUAAUCCAUAAAAGAAUACAUACUGGAGAGAAACCUUAUGAAUGUGAUCAGUGUACUAAAGCCUUUAUACGGCAGAGUUACCUCCUAGUACAUAAAAGAGCACAUACUGGGGAGAAAUGCUAUGGGUGUGAUCAAUGUUCUAAAGCCUUUACACGUCAUAGUUAUCUCCUAAUACAUAAAAGAACGCAUACUGGAGAGAAACCUUAUAAAUGUAAUCAUUGUGGGAAAGCCUUUGCACAUCACACUCAACUUCAAAGGCAUGGAAGAAUCCAUACUGUACCGAAAAUUUACAAGUUUAAAUCAAUGUAUAAAGUGUAAUGGCAUGGAAAGUAAGGCUUUGAUGUCUGGCUUUAAGUGAAAUGUGUAGAAAAGCCUUUAUUCUGGCAUUGAAUAAAAUGUUAUAGCAGAGCCUUCGCUAUGUUUGGAUUAAUAAGUCGAGGCUGAAACAUUGUUUUGAGAUUGCUUGAGCCAUGAAUAAUGUUGUCUCUUGGGGGAACCUGCACUUGCUGUUGUAUGGGA